This is a messenger RNA of Vicia faba (fava bean), 1233 nucleotides long. The record is from the annotation of a GenBank genome assembly. Lineage: Eukaryota; Viridiplantae; Streptophyta; Magnoliopsida; Fabales; Fabaceae.
AUGGAAUUGGAGAGUAAAAACCAACUCCAAGUUUCAAAUGCAGACCAACAAAGUGAAGGAACCAAUUUUUUCAAAACUUGUUUCAAUGUAAUCAAUACAUUGACAGGUAUUGGAAUACUCUCAAUGCCAUAUGCAGUUUAUCAAGGAGGAUGGUUUAGUUUUCUGCUGCUGAUUAUUUUCGCAAUGAUAUGUUGCUACACAGCUUUACUUUUGGAUAGAUGUAUGAAUGCAAAUGCGCGAAUCAAAUCAUAUGCUGAUUUAGGUGAGGUUGCUUUCGGCUACAAAGGAAGAUCUAUAUUAGCUAUUUUCAUAUACAUAGAGUUGUUUUUAGUUGCUGUGGAGCUUCUUAUAUUAGAAGGAGACAAUUUGGAGAAGCUUUAUCCAAAUAUGAGAUUCACAAUUUUUGGUCUUAGAAUUGGUGGUAAAACUGGUUUUGUUAUUCUCACUGCUUUUGCAAUACUUCCAACAACAUGGUUGAGAAACUAUGGAGCUUUAGCCUAUGUUUCUGUUGGUGGGGUGUUUACUUGUGUUGUUUUGAUUGGAUGUGUUGUCUGGGUGGGUGAAGUUGAUGGUGUUGGGUUUCAUGAAAGAGGUGUGUUACUAAAUUUGGGAGGGUUGUCUACUUCUAUGAGCCUUUUUGCUUUCUGUUACAAUGCUCAUGCAUUAAUGCCAACAAUACGUAAUUCCAUGUCUGACAGAAACCAAUUUUCUAAGGUUUUGGUUGUUUGCUUUGGUGCAAGUGCUAUGAUCUAUGGAACUAUUGCUGUUCUAGGUUACAUGAUGUUUGGAGAUAGUUUAAAGUCACAGAUCACAUUAAAUUUACCAACAAACACUAUAAGUACUAAAAUAGCAAUUUAUUCCACCAUGAUUAAUCCUUUCACUAAGUAUGCUAUUAUAAUCAGUCCAAUAACAAUUGCUAUUGAGGAGAAAUGGCAUAUAUGCAUGAGCAGACCUAUUAGCAUUGUAGUUAGAACAACUAUUGUUGCUAGCAGUGUUCUUGUGGCACUAUACAUUCCCUUUUUUGCAUACAUUAUGGCAUUUACUGGUGCAUUCUUGAGUGUUGCAAUCUCAUUGUUGUUCCCUUGUGUGUGCUAUUUAAAGAUAAAUAAAGCUGCUACGAGAUUUGGACUAGAGAUGAUGAUCAUCAUGGGAAUUCUUAUCAUUGGUACAUUGAUUGGAAUACUUGGCACAUAUAUCUCAGUUGAGAAAAUAGUUAAUCAGAUGAAGCAUUGA